This is a messenger RNA of Harpia harpyja (harpy eagle), 2865 nucleotides long. RefSeq names its product coiled-coil domain-containing protein 9-like. The record is from RefSeq and is a predicted model, not a curated record. Lineage: Eukaryota; Metazoa; Chordata; Aves; Accipitriformes; Accipitridae. The transcript is spliced from 13 exons. The coding region runs from base 243 to 2162 and encodes 639 amino acids.
GCAGAGGGCAGCACGGGGACAGUCCCCGAGGCUGAGCGGGGAGGACGGACAGACGCCCGGAAGGGGACAGAGGGACAGCCACCCGCGCUUCCAGCCCUACGGUGGGCCCCACCCCCCACCCCACCAUCGCCCUUUUAAAACCUCUCCCCUCCCAUUAAUCCCGUAGCGGAAGCUGUUCUGACGCGCGGGUGGGUGGGGACAACCGGUUCUCGGGGUGGUCUGUGUGCGGCCUGGCCGCCGCCAUGUCGGCCGCGCUGGACCUGAGAUCGAAGGAGGAGAAGGACGCGGAGCUGGAUAAACGUAUCGAAGCGCUACGGAAGAAGAACGAGGCCCUUAUUAAGCGUUAUCAGGAGAUCGAGGAAGAUCGGAAGAAAGCAGAGCAGGAGGGAAUCGCGGUGACGGCUUUGCGCCGGGCGAGGCCAGCUGAUGCUGAGCCGGAGAGGAGAUGGGUGGACAAGGAUCUCUCCAUCACUGUCCAGGUUAUGCUCUCCCCUGGGGAGAAGCACGUGGUGAAGGACAAGAAGCCGUUGGGCACCCCAAAACCUGACCGCAGUGCUGCUCCCCGCGGCUCAGGGCAUGCCGGCCUGCGUCCUUCUGGCCGUUCCCCCUGGGGGGAACCCCCCACCGAGCCAUUUUGGGAGGGGGCUGGGGGUGACGGCAUGAUCCCGGCAGAGCGCAGUGGCCAGGGACGGCGCUCGUGGGGCCGGGGGGUGGCCAGCAUGGUGAUGGGGGGUGACACUGGUCCUGACCGAAAGUCCAAGGAGUGGGAAGAACGACGGUGGCAGAACAUCAAGAAGAUGAAUGAGGAGAUGGAGAAGAUUGCGGAGUACGAGAGGAACCAGCGGGACGGGCUUCAUGAGAAGAACCCUGUGCGUAACUUCUUGGAUGACCCGCGCCGCAGUGGCCCCUUCCAGGACGCCGAUCGUAAGGAGGGGAGCCGGCGACAUGUCAGAAAUUGGGGGGGGACCGAUUUCCACAGGGUCAAGGCAGGGAUGGAGCGUGAGAAGACCUGGCAGGGCCCCGGACGCUGUUCCAGCCUGAAAGCUGGGGGGCCGCUGGACAUGACGCUCUCCAUGACGGGUCGGGAGCGAGCCGAAUACGUCCGCUGGAAGAAAGAACGGGAACAAAUUGAUCAGGAACGCCUGGCGCGGCACCGCAAACCCACUGGGCAGUGGCGGCGGGAGUGGGAUGCCGAGAAAUCGGACAGCAUGUUCAAGGAGGGCUCUGCGGCACUGCCCGGCUCGGAAAUGAGCGUCAGGGAGGAAAACAAGCGCCAUCCUCCCAAACCUCUCACUUUUGGGGAAUUCCUCACCCCGCAUCGCACCCAGUGGAGGAGAAAGGGCCGGGGAUGUGGCCAGGGUGCUGGGACCAAGCCCUACAGCAUGCACGAUAACCGGUGGGAGGAAAAGGAGCUGCCGGUAUUAACCGAGGAAGCCAAGAGCCGGAAGGCAGAAGAAGCGCCGAGUGGGGCCCUCCCGGAGACCCCCUGCUCCCUGAGCCCUGAGGAAGAUGAGGACCAGUGGGAGGACGUCAGUGAGGAGGAGGAGGAAGGUGGCGGUGGCGGCACCAGCCCAGGAUCAUUGAGCGAGGAUGAAGCACCCUGCAGUGCGUCCCCCAAAGCCCAACGUCCCCCCAGAGCCGGGCAGGCUGUGGCUCCCAAACUGCGUGUGCCCCCCACCACUGUGGCACCUGUCCUGGAUGGGGGGGCUGGCACCCCCCUGAGCCCCUUCUCCCCCAUGGAAGGCCACCAGCCCAUCUCAGACUGGGGCGAGGAGAUGGAUCUGGCCUCUCCCCGCAGCAGUCUGGGGGACAGUCCCCUUUCAGGUCCCACUGUCCCCAAGUCGAGAGGGGAUUCCAGAGAGACUCCAGGACUGAGCCCCGUGGAGCUGGCUGGGCCCCCCCGGGGGGUGCAGAGCCCUGCAGAGCUCCCCCAAGGGGAAGAAACGAGGCCAAACACAGAGCAAGAGGCUUUGGGGAAGCAUGAGGAGGCGGCGGGGAGCCCAGCAGAGGAUGGGAUGCAAGGUGGAGUUACGGCAUUUCCCUGCCAGCCGGAUGCGGAGGUGGCCCCUGGCGUGGUGGAGAUCGCAGACUUUGAGCGGGAUGGCCAAGUGCCCCGAUGUCCUCGAGCAGCCCCUCUGUCACCUGGGUUGCUCCCGCCGUGACCGUUACAGCUUUCUAGAGACUGUGAGCUGGCAGGAAUAACCCGGGGGGGGGGGGGUAGGAAAAAAAAGAAAAUCACCUGCCUGCACCUCCGUGGGGGGGUUCCCCAAAAUCCCUUCUGUGCCCACGGGGGAGGUGGGUUGAGCCUGGCGUCGUGGGUGUUUAGGAGCGGAGGAUGCCAGCACCGGUGGCAGCGUCAAGGGUCCCAAAAGAGUUUGGGGGCUCCAGCUGUGCACCCCCAGUUCCCAGAAGCUCCCCCCAAAGUUCCUGCCCCUGGCAGGGCACUUUGGGGUCCCCUUGUUCCCCUCUUUGUGCCCUGAAGCUGGGCAGGAUGGGUGGGCUUGACACCCCCCCCCCCCAACCCCGGGCUGCCUCAUCCCACCGGCUCUUUGUAAAAUAAACCUUGAAAACAUCUCCGCGCCUGGUCCUUGCUCACAGGGGACCCCCCUGCUUUGCUGCUGGGGUCCCCCCUUGCUCACAGGGGUCCCCCUCUCCUCUUAAGGCUGGGAAGGUGGUGGGGGGGGGGUCCUGGUACCGGCAAGGGGCUGCCCAGCAGACACUGGGGCUGGGAAGCUACCAGUGCCUGUUACCUGUUGGGGGGUUCCUGGUUUUUGGGGGUGAAAUGAGGAGCGUAGGGGCUCUGGAGGAGGCUUUGGGGUGAAAUGAGGAGUGUAAGAGCAGGAGGGCUCUCCCCUAAUCCCCACC